Molecule: messenger RNA, 821 nt
Organism: Mytilinidion resinicola
Lineage: Eukaryota; Fungi; Ascomycota; Dothideomycetes; Mytilinidiales; Mytilinidiaceae
Exons: 2
Coding region: 144-734 (196 amino acids)
Source: RefSeq, a predicted model, not a curated record
AUUGAAGGAAAUCAGGGAAUAGUAAAUAGCAAGGCCGAUUUACACAUUUCAGGGUCAAAUCUGAGCUCUCCUACGCAUCGUCGCCGACCCGCCAAUUCGCAAGAUCCACGUGCAACUUCGCGGCUCGUAAAUCAUAAGACUGGAUGUUCCCUACACGUCGUCCAAGCACGCACCCCAAUCCAGCCCUCGAUCCCAGGGCCAACCACCUCCACCCCCUACCACCCCUGCGGCGACGGCCUCAAGUCCGGGAAACAGCUCGCCCACGCCGGCAGACUCCCACAAUACCCCGCAAACACCGCCGCGCCCCUGGCCCCGGCGUACACCGGAUCCCGCCGCACAAACACGGGCCGCCUCCCCAGGUCCGCGCUCUCCUGCGCCGCCAGCACCUCUACCCGCAGGAUCUUGUCGAAGACGUCGUGCUGCGCCGCCUCGCCAUACACCACGACGCGGCCAAGGCGGGCGCCGAUGUAGUACGACCCCAGCGCCCGACGCAGCGCGGUACGGACAGAGCGCCAGUAAGCCUCAUCGUCGUCGACGGCGGCCGAAGCCGCGAGCCCAAGGGCAAAAUCCACAACCCCCUUCGCGGCGUAGUAGUGCGGCGCGGAGGCCAGGGGGGUGACGUGGGCCGCGAGCGCGGCGUUGGUGAGGAGGACGGAGAAGACGGCGUCGGACCACGGCUCCUCAUCGCCAUCGUGGGGGCAAGGGGUGGUGAUGUUGAGGUUUUCGAGGCCUAGGCACAUCCCCGCGAACGCGGCGUUGAGGGUGGUGACGGGGUACUGGGCCUGGUCGCCGGAGCGGUGGAUGUAGGGCGGCAGCGUGAG